Messenger RNA from Melitaea cinxia (Glanville fritillary), 2061 nucleotides. RefSeq lists its product as uncharacterized. The record is from RefSeq and is a predicted model, not a curated record. Bases 1 to 2061 code for a protein of 686 amino acids. The transcript has 7 exons. Lineage: Eukaryota; Metazoa; Arthropoda; Insecta; Lepidoptera; Nymphalidae.
AUGAGCUUCGAAGUGGAUCGGUAUACGUCUGCUUGGGCACACAUCGCCCUUUGCGCUGAUCUCACAUGGGCCUCAGAACCACCCGAUGACUUUAUUAUCGCUAAUCAACGCCUUUGGGCACAACAUUGUCGUGUCUCCCAUGUACUUCAAGAUACAGGAUCAAAAUCAGCUCAGGAUUUAACAAACCAUUGUAAUUCAACAGAUAAACAUACUACAGCUCUCAAAGACAAUGGAGGUUCUAGAAGAAGAAGUGUGAAGGAUGUUAUACCUGAGUCUAGAUUGGCUCAAUUCUAUGGCAAUUUUUACUACGACGAUGUGAGAGAAAACUGUUAUACGUGUUCAAAUGAAAGAUCACACGUUCGCUAUAACGGUCAUGGCUGUGAAAAUCCUGAUCUUACAGAAUGUUGGAUGUUACCCGAGGUGGAGUAUUGGUUUUGUAAGUUAGUGGACAACUCAGAUCGCACGCUGCCACGUCGUCGCCGGCAGUACAAGAUGCUUGCUGAUAAUGAUUUCGAGCGCUGGAGCUCGUCUGCUGAGAGAGUCGCCGAUGAAGCUCUUUUAGAAGCUAGAAUCCGAAGCGUGCGACCACUGUGGAACCAACAAUCUGUUACAUAUCAAAACAGAAAGUCUACCAGAGUUCCAAGUCCACCACCAGUUUCUAGGAAAAUUCGAGCAAGAAGACGACAGCCGAAGAGUUUAGCGGCUUUGGCACCACCCCCACCUGCAUACUGCAUCGAAGCCCCAACUAAAUUGUUAUAUAAUCCCACUAACAAGUUCCAGUUUGACGUACCACGUCACCCACAACUGACGGAAUAUCAACGGGCAAUGGGUCGACUAUCAGCAAGUGUGCAAGCAUUGUUGCGAUCAAACGCAUCUCGAUGUCCACCUUAUAGAGGAACAAACGUCAGUCGAUACGCGCCAACUAUACCAAGACCACCGCGUUUUCCAGACAGACACUAUGGAGUUUCGUGGCCAAGAGAAAACCAAAAUAGAUUAAAUAACAAACAUAUAAUAAAUCAAGUUAAGAAUAAUAACACUGGUAAAGAAACGUCUAAAGAUGAAGUAAUAGAAAAGAAAGAUGAUGAGCAAAGUCAAGAAAAAAACCAGCAUAUUACCAAUAUUGAGACAGAGGAUCAGAACUCGGAAAUACAGGAUAAGCAACAGAAGGACAAUAUUGUGGAUGACGUGCAAUUACCAUCAACCAGCGCUGCUGCAAAAGAAGACUUAAGAAAGAAACGUCUUUACAGCACCGUUCUCAGUUCCAGUGUAGCAUCACCUUUUCAUGGAAACACUGUUGGUUGCAUAAGACUUUCGAAAAACCUUAAUACGCCAGGUCUUAUUAAACUAAACCCAAAACUAGCUAUGCCUUCAAGAAUCCGUUUGCCAGUCGUCGACAAUAAAUAUGAAGAACUAGAAAAGGAGGCAUUAGAGCAAUAUAAAGAUUCAGAUGAAAGUAUAGACACAAAAUUCCGCGAACUCGAAAAGCAAGCAGUUGAGCAAUACAGUACAAGUAAUAGUAAUACGAGUUGUAGUAGCGAUAAUUCGGGAGAGAAGAAAUUAGUUCAGAUGAAAAGUGAUAGUAAAAAGGAAAAACGGUCUGACAAAUCUCAAGACGAUAAAUCGGUCGAUAGCGUUGUGAUAUAUUCGCAAAACUUUCCCGAUCUUAACUGUAAAAAACACUCAAAUAGCGUCAAUUUAAAAAACUUCCACAUCCCCCCGAGGGGGGAAAAAAAGGAAAAUCAUAGACUCAAUAAAUGCUUACGAAAUGCUAAAAGCGAUUCGAAAGGAGCAGCAUCAGAUACUGAUUACGAAGCCAAAGAUUCAACCGUUAAAGGCUCGAAAGGUAGUAAGGGUGCGCUUAGGUGGACAUUACACGUCAUGCCACCAAAGAAAAGACACAUAAGUUUAUGCGUUUCUGACUUCUCCUCAGAUGAGGAUAUAAAAGAUACGAGCGGUGCUAUAAAAGAUGCUGGACCCUGUAUUAAAAAACAUCUAACUGGUAAAAUUAAAUUAUCCGCGCACGGUGGAGGUGAUUUACAUCCAAUAAUAAGAAAAACAUAG